AUGGGGACAGACGGAGUCUCGAAGCUAACAUCGUCAGAAAAAGAGAUUAGCAUGGAUUUGGCGAUGGAAAUCCAGAAACACCCCAGUAUUGAAGAGAUCCCAACAUUUUUCAUCCAGAGCGCAAACGGUUGGAUGACACCCAUAAUAUCUUUCCUUCAGGACGGGCACCUCCCUCAAAACACAGAAGAAGCUAAAAGGAUCAAGAAGAGGGCGGCCAGGUUCACGAUCCUUAAUGACGCCUUAUACAAGAGAGGCUUCUCCAUGCCUUACUUGAAGUGCGUAGACGAGGAAGAAGCUAGAUACAUACUGGAAGAGAUCUAUGCAGGAGUUUGCGGCGACCAUGCCGACCUUAGAUCCCUGGUAAACAAGGUAAUACGAACAGGUUAUUUCUGGCCGACUAUGCAGGUGGACGCGGUUGAAAUCGUCAAGAAGUGUGACAAGUGCCAGUGA
Molecule: messenger RNA, 450 nt
Organism: Quercus lobata
Lineage: Eukaryota; Viridiplantae; Streptophyta; Magnoliopsida; Fagales; Fagaceae
Exons: 1
Coding region: 1-450 (149 amino acids)
Source: RefSeq, a predicted model, not a curated record